Molecule: messenger RNA, 2794 nt
Organism: Scleropages formosus (Asian bonytongue)
Lineage: Eukaryota; Metazoa; Chordata; Actinopteri; Osteoglossiformes; Osteoglossidae
Product: tumor necrosis factor ligand superfamily member 10-like
Exons: 5
Coding region: 827-2002 (391 amino acids)
Biological process (GO): immune response
Cellular component (GO): membrane
Molecular function (GO): tumor necrosis factor receptor binding
Source: RefSeq, a predicted model, not a curated record
AAAUGCAAAUAAUUUGUGAACACACUUCUGUUCAAACGGAUUUAUAAGCAACGUAACCUAAACGUGAUGCACGUCACAUUGGCCAACUCUUCACACGUGUGUCGUCACCCUGUCUGCCCCACGUUCGUGCGCAGCAUGAUGUGUUAGAACUUGCCUGAAAUGCUGAAAUGCGAGGGCAGCAGGACCACCUGCAGAGGAUACCGUGUUUCCCGGUGCGUGGACGGGAAUAGGGACAGGAUCGAACGCGUCGCGUGCCUGGGGGAAAUCCCAGGCGUGAGGCCGAUCGUUGGUUCGCAGCCUUGUUUUUGUCCCACCGUGGCCCCGCCCCCCGCCGGAACAGGCCCCGCCCCCACGCGCACUUUAGCCGCGCGGAACUUGCCCGUAGGCGCAGUUUGGCGCUUUGAGCCAGAGGUCCCGCUGACCUUGUGGGUUGCUUUUCGCCCUCGCCUUUCUGGUGGGACUUUUUUUUUUUUUUUUCCCCUUCUUCUUCUUCUUCUUGAGUUCUUUUCCUUUCCCCCGUGGCCAGCUGGCGCCUACUUAGUUUCUCGCUUUGCUCGUGGUAGCUGACCGGCUUUGAUUAUGCCUCCUUCGUUCAACCAAAAUGGACAGUAAAUUAAACUAAGUUUAUUUUUCGUAGAAAUGCGAAAUUUAAUAGCAGUUUCACUGGUGUGUUUUCAAUUUUUUUUUAUGGAGCGUUUUCUGUUUUUUUUCUUAACUUAAGAUGUACCCGUCGCUUUGUCUGUAAAUGCGGUUUGUGUCCUUUCGCAAAACAGAUGAAAGUAUGUGAUCGAGAAACACACUGGCAGUGGAAUGCCGAAAGCAGCUGAUGAGCAGUAAGACACACACACACACACACACUGCAAUCUCCCAGAUGACCGUAAAACAUCUCCCCCCCGCGAACGCGAAGCAGGAAGAAAACAACGCAGUAAAAGUUGCUUCUCGCUCGAAAGCGCCGCGCGGCUCCGCCUCUUUCUUUCCUUUUUUUUUUUCUUCCCUCCCCCCCCUAUUAACCGCGAUCCGUCCUGGACGCGCAGCCUUCGCGUCGGGACGGUGCGCGCGAACCUCUCUGUGUGCGGACAGCAUGACGGGCUCGCGCUCCGUGCAGUGUCUCGCGCUGCUGCUGCUCACGGCUGUGCUCCUGCAGACGGUCGCGGUCGCCGUGACCUUUAUAUAUUUCAACAGCGUUUUGACCACGAUGAAGGAGACCUUCUCCCGCAGCAGCAUCGCGUGUCUGAUGCGCUCCAACUUGAGGACAGUCAAGGGUCUGGAUGGGAGCGUGCAGGACGCGCAGGACACGCAGGACGGGAAGGACGACCCCUGCUGGCAGGUCACGCAGCAGUUGCACUUCCUCGUCGAGAAGACGACGUCCACUCGCCACAAGAAGGAAAUAACUUCUGCAGUAAAAGAUACACUACUUACAGAUGAAGUCGCUCGGGUUCUGCCAUCCUUGGCGAGGGAUCGGGAUCCUCCGAGUCGUCCUGAAAUUGCAGCUCACGUUACGGGCACUUCCAUGACUGAAACGGACCACGUGGAAGAGAGCCUGUCUGCAAGGAAGGUCCCGGGCCAGAAGAUCCUGUCUUGGGAGAAAGAGAGGGGUCUGGCCUUCCUCCGGAAUGUGCAGAUGAGCGAUGGUGAGCUGGAGGUGCCCAAAGCUGGCCUCUACUACAUCUACUCCCAGACCUACUUCAGGGUCUCAGGUGUGCUGGAGGAUGAUGAUGAUGGGGAUGAGGUUGAGGAUGUGGCUGAGAACCAGAACAGAGGCAAGCAGAUGCUGCAGUACAUCUACAAAAAGGUGACAUCGUACCCAGUGCCCAUCCUACUCAUGAAGAAUGCCCGGACCACGUGCUGGGCCCGCAACGCGGAGUACGGCCUCUACUCCAUCUACCAGGCCGGGGUGUUCCAGCUGGGCGCCGGUGACCGCAUUUUUGUGUCAGUCAGUGACGUGAGCACCCUGGGCAUGGAUGAGAAGUCCAGCUUCUUCGGUGCCUUCCUGCUCACCUAGCAGGAGGAUGAGGAUACGAGGGAUACGGGCUCACUGAUCUCUUCUUCCAGAACGCUGUGACAUACCUUGGGGGUGAGACAAAGUUGAGAAGCACGGUCACAGAGGUUAACGGUGAGCGGUGGAGGUUGCAGCAUCUUCAUUAAUCCCCUGUGGAAUAGCUUCCUGCUUCAGAUAAUACUUGUUUGUCACUCUGGAAAAUGACUUACGGGCAGAGCACCUGCGUUCAUAGAUUGGCCCCUGGAGUAAGCCCCCCCACCGGGAAGGGAAGGGCUCAAACGCUGCACCUGCACAGACUUUGGGCUGCCAGAACUCAGUGGCAGAAGCUACAGAACAUUUGAAAACAGAGAAUGAUUCAGUGCAGCAGUGGAUUUGAGUCCCUACCUUUGACUGUGCUUCAACGUGGAUCCAGAACGCUUUGCAGCAGCGCCGCUAUCCGUCCGCGUCCAACAGCCGACGUGUUCUUUAUACACUAACAAAACCUUAACAGUAUUAUCCUUGUCUCCUUUGCCUUCAGUCUUCAAGAAAAGUGCACCUGCUAGCACCUUUGGACAAGUUUGCUGCGGUGCCUCUGACUGCUGAGAUGUACCAUGAUUGGACAGUGCCACCCAGUGGAAAAACUGUCUAAAGGAAAACUGUUCUGUGUGGCACCACCUAGUCAGGAAGGAAAGUAAAGCACAGUAAAAAGCACAGUACAGCGGAGGCUGAGUAACAUCACAAGCUAAAGAGAAAAGACCACACACAUACAAGUGGGGCAGCUGGUAGUGUAGUGGUUAGGGUUGCUGCCUUUGGUUC